Messenger RNA from Salvia miltiorrhiza (redroot sage), 2358 nucleotides. RefSeq lists its product as uncharacterized. The record is from RefSeq and is a predicted model, not a curated record. Bases 1 to 2358 code for a protein of 785 amino acids. The transcript has a single exon. Lineage: Eukaryota; Viridiplantae; Streptophyta; Magnoliopsida; Lamiales; Lamiaceae.
AUGAAUGGUAUGGACAUGACAUAUAAAAAGUGGGUAUGGCAUGGUGAAGGGCAGACAUCAUCUCUAUCAACACAUGAUACUAAUCGGGUUGGACAAGGGAAUACGGGAUGUAGUGUUGAGGAACCAAUAGAUAUGAUUCACGAUGCGUAUGAUGUCUAUGAAAAUAACCCAACCCAUUUUCAGACGUUGCUUGAAGACGCUGAAAAACCUCUAUAUCCUGGUUGUAGUCAAUUUACCAAGCUAUCUGCCACUAUUAAAUUGUACAAUUUGAAGGCGAAACAUGGUUGGAGUGAUAGUAGUUUCAAUGAUCUAUUGAAAUUGGUAAAAGAAAUGCUCCCUGAAAGCAAUUCCAUGCCUUUUUCUUUGUACGAUGCAAAGAAAACCUUAAGCACCCUAGGGUUAGAUUAUGAUAAGAUUCAUGCCUGCCCCAACGAUUGUAUUUUAUAUCGGAAGGAGUAUUUAGAUUCAAGUGAUUGCCCUACAUGUGGGAUGUCAAGAUGGAAGGUGAAUAAGAAAGGUAAGGCUAUGCCUGGAGUGCCGUCAAAAGUGAUGUGGUAUUUUCCUCCAAUACCAAGAUUCCGAAGAAUGUUUCGUACUCGGGAAAUUGCGAAAGAGCUAGUUUGGCAUGCAGAUGAAAGAAAGCGUGACGGUAAGUUGCGUCAUCCAGCUGAUGCACCGGCUUGGAGAUUAGUAGACAACAAAUGGCCCGAUUUCGGCAACGAACCCAGAAAUCUUAGAUUAGCUUUAGCUACAGAUGGUAUGAAUCCACACAAUAUGAUGAAUUCUAACUAUAGCUGUUGGCCUGUUGUACUUGUCACGUACAACCUUCCUCCGUGGUUAUGCAUGAAAAGAAGAUUUAUGAUGCUAACUCUAUUGAUUUCUGGUCCCAAGCAACCCGGGAAUGAUAUUGAUGUAUACUUGGCACCCCUAAUUGAUGACUUGAAAGAGUUAUGGGAGAUAGGCAUCCAAGCAUAUGACGCACAUCGUUCUCAAAGCUUCACACUUAGAUCUGUUCUAUUAUGGACAAUCAAUGAUUUUCCUGCCUAUGGAAACUUGUCUGGGUGUUCUGUUAAAGGGUAUAAAGCAUGCCCGAUUUGUGCAGAUCAAACUCAUUCUAAAUGGCUACCGUACAGUAGAAAAGUAUCUUAUACAGGACACCGACAAUUUUUACCUGAAUCCCAUCCAUACCGAAGGCAGAAGAAAGCGUUUGACGGCGUACAAGAGUUGCGGGCUGCCCCAAAACCUCUAAGUGGCACAGAAGUUUUUGAAAGAAUGCAAGCAUGCAAUUGUGUGUGGGAAAAAACAAAGGGCAGAAAAAUAUCAGAUGAAGUGAAUUCUAAGAAGAGAAAGAAAAAGGAUAAAAAAGAGCAAAAUGAGACAAAAGAGUCAGUUGGUCCUUCCGUAGGCAACUCAUGUUUCAAGAAAAAGUCAAUUUUCUAUGAGUUAGAGUAUUGGCAAUAUUUACAUGUUCGUCACAUACUCGAUGUGAUGCACAUCGAAAAAAAUGUUCUAGAAAGUCUAAUCGGUACAUUGCUGGAUAUUCCUGGGAAAACCAAGGAUGGAGUUGCUGCGAGAAUGGAUUUGGUACACAUGGGUGUGCGAAAUGAGUUAGCACCAACUGUGGUUGGGAAGAAGACAUGUUUGCCGCCUGCAUGUUAUACACUUACUAAAGAGGAGAAGCGCAAAGUCUGUACUUCAUUUCUUGGAAUGAAGUUUCCCGAUGGAUAUUCUUCAAACAUUAGUAAGCUCGUAUCCAUGAAGGAUCUGAAACUUAGUGGAUUAAAAUCACAUGAUUGCUAUGUAUUGAUGCAGCAAUUGCUUCCAAUAGCUAUUCGUGGUGUUUUGCCUAAGCAUGUGAGGAUUGCCAUUACUAGGUUGUGUCACUUUUUUAAUGAUAUAUGCAAUAAAGAGAUAGAUGUGCCUAGGUUGGAAGUAAUUCAAAAAGACAUAGUGACAACUUUGUGCCUGCUUGAGAAAUACUUCACACCUUCAUUUUUUGACAUCAUGGUACAUUUAACUGUACAUCUUGUGCGUGAAGUUAAAUUGUGUGGUCCGGUGUGGUAUAGAUGGAUGUAUCCUUUUGAGAGAUACAUGAAAAUUUUGAAGGGGUAUGUACGCAAUCGUCAUCAACCAGAAGGGUGUAUUGCCGAGUCAUAUAUUGUAGAAGAGGCUGUUGAAUAUUGCUCGGAAUACUUAGCCAAUACAUACACUAUAGGGAUCCCAUCUUCUAAUCUUAAGGACAACCUGACAGAGUCUUCAUCAAGAGCUACAGUAAAAGUAAUCAGUGAUGAAGAAUGGGAGCAAGCUCAUCGUUAUGUGCUAACAAACGAUGCCGAUAUUGAUCCCUAUAUUGAGUAA